This is a messenger RNA of Acanthosepion pharaonis, 1233 nucleotides long. NCBI's taxonomy places the organism in Eukaryota, Metazoa, Mollusca, Cephalopoda, Sepiida, Sepiidae. The record is from the annotation of a GenBank genome assembly.
AUGAAUCUCAGCUUAACGAUUUUUUUCAGUAUCUCUGCAGCGAAGCCGUCUUUUUUCUCUGGCAUUAUCUAUCUAUCUAUCUAUCUAUCUAUCUAUCUAUCUAUCUAUCACAAUCUGUUCAUAUCUAUCUAUCUAUCUAUCUAUCACAAUCUGUUCAUGUCUAUCUAUCUAUCUACCUCCCUAUCUAUCACAAUCUGUUCAUAUCUAUCGAUCUCAUUCUAUCUAUCUAUCUAUCUAUCUAUCUAUCUAUCUAUCUAUCACAAUCUUUUCAUAUCGAUUGAUCUCAUUCUAUCUAUCUAUCUAUCUAUCUAUCUAUCUAUCUAUCACAAUCUGUUCAUAUCUAUCUAUCUAUCUACCUCCCUAUCUAUCACAAUCUGUUCAUAUCUAUCGAUCUCAUUCUAUCUAUCUAUCUAUCUAUCUAUCUAUCUAUCUAUCUAUCUAUCUAUCUACUGUUCUAUCUCACUCUGUCCAUAUCUAUCUAUCUAUCUAUCUGUUUCUCUGUUUAUAUCUAUCUAUCUAUCUAUCUAUCUAUCUAUUAUUUCUUCUUUAUUGGUUUUUACCUUGGACUAUCACCGUGGUACAACGCACCGGACCAUAACACUGUAUAUCUAUCCAUCUAUCUAUCUAUCUAUUUAUCUAUCUAUCUAUCUCAAUCUUUUCAUGUUUAUUUAUGACAGAGUGCUUUUCUCUCUCUCUCACUAUCUCUCUCUCUUUAUCUUUUAUCUCCUGUUUCUAUCUAUCUAUCUAUCUAUCUAUCUAUCUAUCUAUCUAUCUGUUUGUUGUGCUCUACUUAAAUCUAUGUCUUUCUAUCUAUCUCUAAAUCUAUCUCUAUUUGUAUUUCUAACUCUAUCUAUCUCUAAUCUCUUUCUUUUCUUUAAACUCUCUCUCUCUAUUUUUUACCGUCUCUUUCUUUUUUUCUCUCUCUCUUUCCUUUUCACUCUCACUGUUUUUCUCUUUCCAUUUUACCCUCUCUCUCUUUCCUUUUCACACUCUUUCUUUUCGUUAAACUCUCUCUCUAUUUUUACCCUCUCUUUCUUUCUUUUUCUCUCUCUCCGUCCUUUUCACUCUCGCUGUUUCUCUCUUUCCUUUUUACUCACUCUUUUCUUCAACUGUCUUUUUUAUACACUCUCUCUAUUUUUUACCCUUUCUUUUUUCUUUUCUCUCUCUCUUUCCUUUUCACUCUCGUUGUUUCUCUCUUUCUUUUUUACUCUCUCUCGCUUUCCUUUUCUUUGA